UACGAAUGUAGCACUAAUGAAGCUCGAGCUCUUUUUCGCGGCCGUUAGCGGUUUGGCUACAACCCUAGACCUCUUCUGAUGAAAUAAGCUAACGUGAAAGAUUUUUUGUUUUUUUUUUGCAGAGAAACUUAAAAAAAUGGACAAAUUUCCGUCAACUGUAAAAAGUCUCACAGAACAGUUGCUGCAGAAACAUCUGACAGAUUUUGAUGCAGUUAUAGAGGAACUGUUUACUGAAAUCUCUGGCUUAGAGUUUUUACCCAAGAUAACAGAUGUGAAGCUUGAGGACUGUGCUGUUCAGCUGUGGAACUGGGCAGUUACCAAACACAAGGGUGCUGCUUUAAGUGAAAUUUCCAAGGCUAAAGUCCGUCAUGUUGCAUGCAGUCUGCUCUACUACUGUGAGCCUGACAAUCCAACAGAGGGCACCAUUCGCAAGCAGAUCCUGAUGGCCAGCAAAACAGGGAAAACCUGGCUGGACUGCAAAAAUCCCCAAAUGGCAGAUCAUUUCUUGAAGCUUGCUGUCAAGAGCCUGGAAACCCUCUACAGCCAGCUAACCACCAGAAGCAAUGCAGCAGCUGACAGCUCUUCAUCCAAGGCGGAUGUGGAGAAGGAUCUACUUAGAAUUCUGUCAUGCCAGGCAGAAUCGGCCUUAACUCAAGGGAACCACCAUGAGGCUGUGGGCUACGUGCAGCGCUGUAAAGACAUGUUGCAACGACUCCCAAAAGAUACGGCGUACCUCUCCUUCAUGUGCUACAACUUUGGACUAGAAAUGUACAAUCUCAGGAAGUUUGAGGAGAGUUCUUUCUGGCUCGGCCAAAGCUAUGACAUCGGGAAAACAAACGUAAAGUAUGGACCUGGAUCAGAUGUUCUGGCUAAGGCUUUGCGGCUCCUCGCCACAGUUUAUGUCGAGUGGGACUGCCAGCAAUUUCAGGAGCAGGCCCUGAAUGCUGUCAGCUUAGCCAACAAGGAGUGUGUGAGCACAUCUGGACUGUAUUUAAAGAUAAGAAUCCUCAUGAGGUGUGGGGCCCCAGACAAUCUUAUCAGCACAGGACUUAUUGAGAUGCUUGAAUCUCAGGUUUCUCUUGAAGUGUGUCUGAGCAUCGUGAAACUACUCAUGGUUGAAGACAGAGAUCUGCUGGCAUUUGAGUAUUUGAAACGUGUGUGUCAGCACUUUGAGUCUUCUCCUGACCUGGGAUCAGCUCUUGUGCUGCAUAUUGAGCUGCUGCUGCAGAGAGGCAAGGAACUGCUAGCCAAACAGAAGACAGAAAACAUCAUUACUGGUCACUAUACCGGUAAGCAGCUGGCUCCAGAGGCCCUCUCAUGUUUGCAUGUCCUGCUGUGGGAUCAGGGAUCUAAACACUACGAGGCAGGUAACUAUGCUGAGGCUCUUGAGUGGUACAACUACUCUGUGAGUUUCUUUAAGUCGGGUCAAAUAGAGCCCAACUUAGGCAAACUGCAGAGGAACAGAGCCUCCUGUUUUCUGCAGCUUCAGCAGCUGGAGAAGGCCAAAGACGCCAUCAGAGAAGCAGAAAGGUGCGAUCCUGAAAGCAUCUUUACUCUGUUCGGCAUUUACAAGAUUGCUAUUUUGGAGAGCAACACAGAGAAAGCUGCAGAGGCGCUGAGUUCGAUGGGACUUCUGUCCAAGAGUCCGUUAUGUAAGGAGGACAAACUGCUGGUAUCUGACACAGCAGCUUCUUAUCUCCUCAGUCUGGCUGCUCAGAUUGCUUUGGAGAAUGGAAAGCAGGAAGCAGCCAUGAAAGCUCUGGAGGUUCUGUGUCAAACCUCCAACGAUGAAGCUCAAGUUGUGACUGCUCUGAGGUGUUUGGUUCGGCUCGUGUUCUCCACCACAGAUGAAUCAGCUGAAAGGAGGCAUGUGAAUCUGGAUGUUUUGCUGCCAUAUUUAAAAAUGGCUCUGCAGACACUUUCACGCCAGUCUCAGAUGGCUGCUGAGCAGCGUAUAGAGGCGGCUAACUGGUUCAGAAAGACUGCUUGGAACUCAGCCCUGCAGUGUGAGGGCAGCCCUGACAGAAUGAGGGAUUUCUUUGUGCUGUCUUACCAGCUCUCUCUGCUGUGCCCUACUGACCGCGUUCUGCUCAUGGGCCAGAAGACUUGUCUGCUGAUGGCCGCUGCCGCCUCUUUGGAGCUCUGCAGGAAUUCUCCUUACUCCGCCCAGGUGGAGGAGGAGCUCACUCAGGCUCUGGAGUACAUUCAGACCUGCUGGGAGGUUUGGAAAACCCUAAAAGCAUCAGAAAGCUUUCCAUCAGACCCCACAGAGUCACUCCUGCUGCUGUAUGAAUUUGAAACUCGCGCCAAGCUGAAUGACACAAAAGUUGAGGUGAUACUUGAGUCCGUACUGGAGCUUGAAAACGUUGAAGCCAAAGUGUUAGAGACCAUGGCGGCCGGAUGUCUUCCCAGAGAUGGAGACCCUGUGGCUCCUGACUCAGGCCUGGAACACUGGCAUAAUGCUGUACAGUUUGAACCAGUACAUGGAGGCUGAGAAGUGGUGUGGUCUGGCUAUGAGCUUUGUCCAUCAUUUGGGAUUUCUGCGGGAGAGCUACGAGGCACAGGUAAACAUUAUGGUUGUUAUGACCCGGCUCGUUUAGUCUCCAACGGUUUGACAUAUUCCGGAUGAGCCCCCAUUUAUGUUACGGCUCGACUCAUGAAAUGGCAAGAUAUAAGAGACUGAUUAUAUUUCUGAGGUUUAGGGGCAUUUUUAAAAUUAAAAGCAGCCUCUAAAAGGCCUCACCAAAACAGGAAACUGGCAGGAGCUCUUAAGGUGACCUCUCCUGUAGUUGCACCAAGCAGGCUUUGUUCCUGCACCCACAGGUGCAGUUAGCGAGCCCUAACCCUAACCCACAUGAGCACCAAAUGAUUAGAAAUUUGGUAAAUAUACCUGUAAAAAUAAGGUGAAAUAUUAUGUCUCGGUCAAUAAUAAAACUAAAGCCGGAUAAAAUAAUGCAACAUGAGAUUAAUUUGGAAAUAUACCGAAUGUACAUCGCUCUCCCUUACUGGCUAAGGUCAUUUCUUAACUUUGACAAUCUGCAUGCAGUGUCCAUACAGAGAGUCUCUAGAGCUCUGCACUGCAGCUGGUGUAAAUGCUCUGAUUGGACACAACGAUCAUUGACCUAAACAGACUGCAUCCAUUCCACAUUCAGCGUGAAAGUCAGUGUUGCCAACCAGAACACUGCUUUAGCAUUAAGAUGAAAUCUGUUAACCGUAUCCUUUAAGACAAAUGUAUUUUCCUCUUUUCAAAAGGAACAGAUGUUUCUUGUGCGACAUAGAGGUUUUAUCUAAUGCAGAUGUUUGUGUGCAGAUGUCGGAUCUCUACAGUAAAAUCCUGGACCAACUGGACAAAGCAAAAAAGAACACCAUGGAAAACUAAAAGGCCAGGUCAAUGGUUCCCAUCUGGAUGAUCAACUGUGUU
This is a messenger RNA of Nothobranchius furzeri (turquoise killifish), 3421 nucleotides long. NCBI's taxonomy places the organism in Eukaryota, Metazoa, Chordata, Actinopteri, Cyprinodontiformes, Nothobranchiidae. The record is from RefSeq and is a predicted model, not a curated record.